Messenger RNA from Truncatella angustata, 3497 nucleotides. RefSeq lists its product as uncharacterized. The record is from RefSeq and is a predicted model, not a curated record. The transcript is spliced from 5 exons. Gene Ontology annotation, molecular function: GTP binding. The coding region runs from base 366 to 3425 and encodes 1019 amino acids. NCBI's taxonomy places the organism in Eukaryota, Fungi, Ascomycota, Sordariomycetes, Amphisphaeriales, Sporocadaceae.
GGGAAUUGCCGUCUUCAACACACACAGCAACGAGUCACAGCCUUAUGAGGUCUGUUUUGGAAUCAUGUGAUGAUCUGUAAUCAUAUCCAAUUGCCAGUUUAUUGCUAGGAAGCAUCGCAUUGUCUUGCGGUUCAGACUGACAUCAUUUCCUCGGGCUCCUGGCCGUUGUGCCGUUCGAGUCUUCAUAUCGGACGCGCACCAGCUUUUCGGUGUCUGGUUUCUGGCACCAUAUCAGCAUAGCCACGCGCUGGCGUUAUUGUCUUGUAGGGUUUCAACAGUCACUCCCUGCCUCACACCUCCGUACGAUCGGACCCCCAUUGUCAAACCAAUCCAAAAGUAUUCACUCAUCAUGCCAAUUACCCGCAAUGUCGACACAAAGAACAAUGAAGCGCUUGGUGGUGCUCGUAGACGGGGCUGAAGAGCGAUACGGCGAAGCGCAACGAGAAUCCAGCAUCAAGCGGCUACACAGUCUGGUCACGGAUGGACUCAUCACUGGUUCUGCUGGACAGAACAUAAUCCAGACUAGAAGAUAUUACACAUGUGUUGGCAAACCACCUAAACUUGCCGACAAGUUUAAGGUAAAAAUAUACGGCGAUGAUACGGACGUCAAAAUCAAGAGCAUUGUUAAAGACAUCUGCUCAACGCUUGAGUCGCCGGAAGAUGAGCUGUAUCUCUUUGGCUCCGGCCAUGGCUCCUUCGUCGCACGAGCAGCAGCGGGAGUGAUACAUCACAUGGGUUUACCUCUAAGAGCGUCUCUGACCAGAUUUGAUGAUAUCUAUGACUGUACGUGUGCUCUGCAAAAGGCUCGAGCUGAGGACGACAACAAAAAUGGACCGAGACUUCUUGAAUCGAUUCGCCCAUACACGGGUCAAGCGCCCCGGAUACAGUUUGUGGGGCUUUUCGAUAGCUUCAAGAUGAGCUCAACGACAACUACUUACGAGACUGGAUUUGUCACAUCAAUCAAGCAUAUUCGCAUGGCAUUGGCGCUCAACGAAGCGCGCUCUGGCAGAGGUCCGGAUUUGUUAAAGCACGGCAACUUGGAUAUGAAUGAGCACUCGUUCAUACAAGCCUGGUUCAUCGGGUCAGUUGAUGAUAUGUGUGGCGGCGUACAGCAUGAUGGGCUUUCAUUGUAUCCACUGCAAUGGAUGCUGAUAGAAUCGAUGAAAGCCGGCCUGGCAAUAAGCCCCAUAGAUGAGCCAGCUGUCAAGACCGAAAGUCCAUUGACUCUUGUCUUCCCUCAAUAUGCGGGAGGAAUGCCCAAUUUAGACGAUAGCGAGGACAUACAUUGGAGCUUCAAGUAUACCAAUGGUAUCCAAGUCAGCAUGUUCGAUUUGCAAGCAGCACAUGCGGGCACGACGACAAAUCAAUCUGGUUCACAUAGCCUGAGACUUGAUAACGAUUGCUUUUCUCGCACAACACUGCGCAAAGUUUUCAGUUCCACGAGCUUGAAAGGCUGGAAUCCCACAGGUGCUUACGGAACAAUCAUUCACCUUUCCGUCUUCUGCAUCCUUGACAGGUUCCCGAAAUACCUGGAGCUCAACAGUUUCAAGCCACUAAAGAGAAGCCUUGCAGACUAUCAGGCAGAUUGUGUACUUGACAAUGCCACUUCCCUGCCACCCUGGCUUCAAGGCAUGCAGUUGCAAGCUAGUGGUGUAAAAGCCUUCCGUAUUUUAGUUUGCGGGAAAACAGGGGUCGGCAAAUCGACCCUAAUAAACAAGGUGUUUGGUGUUGAAAUGACUGAGGAAUCUUUGUCUUACGAUCAAGGAGUUCAUGACAUCAACAAAGCCUUUGAAUCACCGAAGCACCCCGGACUUCUGAUCCACGACUCGAGAGGUUGGCAAGCUGGAAGUGAUACAGAAUUAGAACUGAUAGCGAAAUUUCUCCGUCAUCGGGCAUUUCAAAAAGACGCAGCUGAGGCACUGCAUGUGAUCUGGUUCUGUGUAGAUGCCGAUGUGAGUCGUAUCGAAGAAGCGGACAAAAAGACAUUUGAGACUAUUUCCCAGUUUUCUCAUGAUGUGCCGGUAUUUGUGGUUGGCACUAAGAAAGACAAGCUAGUUGGGUACCGCAAGAUGCAGCUUUUGGAAGAAUACAUGGCGAAAUCGGGAGACUAUAAAGAAGCCAUUCGACUGGCGAACGAAGAAGCGAAUCAGUCAGCCGAGGAUCAGUUCUCGCAGCUUCGAUCGCAAUUGUCACAGAUCAAGCACUACAAAGCUGAUGGAUACUGCUGUUUGUCUAAGGACGAUGACAUUGGCAUCAAGAGUCUUAUCACUCAAACUCUUGGUCUCAUUGCCGACGAGCGGGUCCGUCUCUUCUGCGUAGCUGCGCAAGUCGUCGAUGUGGACCAAAAGAUUAACUCAGCAAUAACAGAAUGUAUGAGAUUAGGAACUCAUGCCAUCCGAACUGCCGCCGUGCCUCUUCCAUUCUCCGGCAUGAUUGGUACACCAACUGUCUCACGGCUUAUUUGCGAACAUGUUCUUCAGUGCUUCGGUUUCCCAAAAGCCACGCCAGCAGAAGUGGAGGCCAUCAUGACCAACGUCGUGAUGGUGAAUUUCAAGAAGUUCAUGACUGUUUCGUUAACGCAGUUCGUCGUGAUCUCUGCUGUCACCCUUGGCGUCGGAUUCGCGACUGCGGGCAUCGGUACUAUCCUCGGAAUAGCUGGUUGCUUGCUCAGCGUGCCACCGGCGGCAAGAAUGUUACUGAAAUGCUCAUGUGACAUGAUACUGAUCCUUGAGCGAUCCUUCCGGUACGAAGGCAAGUAUGUUUCGGUAAAGCAGAUUGAGGAUGCCGCGCGAUAUUACACAAGUACGACAAUCAAGACCUUUGCUGGGAAGGAUAAACGAUUACAACAACAGGUUCACGAUUCUAUCGAUGAAAUGAUUCCGUUGAAAAAGGUUCAUAUCGGUCUCAAGUUUAACAAACUGAGGGGGAAUGUCGAGGAUAUAAUUUACGCCAGCCGAUUCGGAAAACCACCUGAUUAUCCCGCUUCACCCGCAUCCUCAUCGAUCAACACAAUGAGUCCAAGUUUCAGUAGAGCGCCAACUGAGUUGACCGGGUCGCCGAGAACUCUAUCAGAUCUUCAUUUCAGCUCUUUUGCCUCCGAGCUAGAGGGUGACACGGCGCCGAUCUCCAACUCGGUGACUCUGCGACUCGACUCGGAAAAGGUACUCGGUUCUCUGAGUGAUCUAGGGCUGGGAGCAGAUAACCCACGUGGUGCAGUCUCGGGAAGACCGGCUGAGCUAGAAGCGCGCAGGUCAUCUCGAUCUGCUGUGGAGUUGGAGGGUGAUACCUUGAUAGGCAGUCCUCGAGAAGAAUUGCCUGGAUCUAUGCCAACAUUGUUGAUACAGCCAAGCGAAGCUCCUUCCGUAUCAAAGUCGAAAUGGAAACCUUCGUGGUUGCGCUCGAAGAAGUCGAAGAACAAGUUAUAACGCUUAUCGAUCAACGUAGUUGGAAUAGAGUACAUAGGAUGAUAGGAAACAUAAUAUAUUGCUGCAUUAGUC